Messenger RNA from Clonostachys byssicola, 1563 nucleotides. The record is from the annotation of a GenBank genome assembly. Lineage: Eukaryota; Fungi; Ascomycota; Sordariomycetes; Hypocreales; Bionectriaceae.
AUGGACUCGAUACCAUCAGAAAUAUUGGUUCAGAUAUUCACAUAUCUGCGACCCUGUUCUCUGUAUCAAUGGCAGGAGCUGAGUUUGUCGAACCGAAAGUGGCCCCCGGCAAAGGAUCUCGCGGCACUCUCAGCCGUGUGCCACAGAUUCCACAAACUAGUUGAACCGUUGCUAUUCGCACAUGUCGCAGUUGGUUCCGGAAAUCCCGAAGAUGACAGGCUCGUGGAGUUGUUUCUGCGAAGCCUACACCGAGAGCCUUCGCCACGUCUGGCGGUGCGAAAUCUCUUCGUGGACGCGUGGGAUGUGCAGUUAGAUAUUGCCGGUGUCGUGGCCAAGCGUCUCGCCACUGGCACUGAUGAUCUCGGCCGGCGACAGGUGAGAUGGCUGAAGACUUGGCUCUCGAUGCCGAAGAAGGAGGUGUUCGAGCCCAUCCCUUGCGUCAGCCUCUUCCUUACUCCCCGAGUCAGACUCCUAGAUCUGGGUGCAGCUUUUUGGCCUGACUGGAUCGCCAUGUACAUCAGCGGCAAUCGUUAUCUGGAAGAAAAGGCUUUGGGAGCUAAUAUGUACUUUGGCCCAACCGGAAUAUGUCCUUAUGAGCCGCUUGUCGCAGAGGAACAUGAUGGUGAUCAUGAUGAUUCUACCAGCCAGCAGCACACAGAAAGGGUGCUUUCUACCCCGCUCGCCGACAGUCCACUCCCAGAGCUCAAGGAGGUGCGGUGUAGAUAUGUGUUACCCAAUAGCCUUCAAUCCGCCCGUCGCAUCGAACCUCUUUUCCUUCACCCAGGGCUUCAAACUCUGCGUCUGUUCGCCUUCUCCUGGGACGGCGGUAUGAAAUGGAUUCAUCCCACAAGCAACCUUCAAGUCAUCCAGCUGAACAGCUGUUUUGUGGAUUCUGAUGGCCUGGAAAACAUCCUCCGCCGUUGCAAACUUCUGCGCCACCUCUCUAUUCAGUUUCCUGACUGCGAUAGAAUAACCGACGGUGGUGAAGACUUUGCUAAUUUCGUGACAAUGGGAGACGUUUUCAGGACGUACGGACACCACCUCGAGACCUUUGAGCUGGACGCAAAGGCGUACGGUGAGGUUUUCAACCCCACUCGGCCCUUUGGACCUGUGAAAGAGAUGAACUUCCUCCGCAACUUCAAGAUUUGCGUGGUAGACUUCCAGAAUAUUGCAUCAGGUGGAUUUGACGAGGAGGAGGAGAGGCACAGGUGGACGGUGCCCUUGAGGGGCGUUUUACCCCAGGGACUAGAGACAUUUUACGUGGUCCGCUCUCCGGGAUUUAUUCCGCUGAAGGACGUUGAGAUCUUAAGAGCUCUUCGCGAUGUCUUAGAAGAUCAGACCCUAACUUCAUUGCGUCGGGUCGAACUGGAACUUUCCGGUGAAGAAACAUUUGAUGAAGACGACUUGCUUAUCUCAGGAUGGAAAGUGUCAGAAGGAAGGCAUUUGGUUUGCAAAGAUCCUUAUAAGGACAGGGCUCGAUAUCCCGCCAUUGAUGAAGACGAGGAGCCGGACGAAAGACAGACUAUCGUCUUUCAACGCGAAGAUGGAUGGCAAUCGGCCUGA